Molecule: messenger RNA, 4963 nt
Organism: Columba livia (rock pigeon)
Lineage: Eukaryota; Metazoa; Chordata; Aves; Columbiformes; Columbidae
Gene: MSN
Product: moesin
Exons: 12
Coding region: 361-2019 (552 amino acids)
Biological process (GO): positive regulation of protein localization to early endosome; positive regulation of early endosome to late endosome transport; regulation of organelle assembly
Cellular component (GO): plasma membrane; adherens junction; cytoskeleton
Molecular function (GO): cell adhesion molecule binding; actin binding
Source: RefSeq, a predicted model, not a curated record
UGGGACCCCCUCGGCCCUUGCCCGGGCGGGACGCCGCCGCUGCCUCCGGGGCCGCCGGACGGGUCGCACAAAUGCUUCCCCUCCCGCCCCGGCGAGGCCUCCUGGAGCCUCGGCGGCGACUCCCGGCGCGGGGCUUCCCGCCGCACGGCCGGGCCGCGCCCCGCUAACGAGGCCGAGGCGCGAUGGCCGCAGCUCCCGCCCCAGCGGAGGCGGCCGGGGCGGGGCCGGGCGGGGCUUGCGGCGCGGCGGGCGGGCGGGCGGAGAGGCGCGGUGCCGAGUCCCGUUAGGAGCAGCGCGGAGCCCGCGGAGAGCCCCACCGGCGCAGGAGCAGCGACCUGCCGUGCCCAGUCCGCCGGGAAGAUGCCGAAAACGGUCGUCAAGACAAUUGGUCUAAGAGAGGUCUGGUUUUUUGGACUUCAGUAUCAGGACACCAAGGGCUUCUCAACAUGGCUGAAAUUGAACAAAAAGGUAACGGCACAGGAUGUACGCAAAGAAAGCCCCCUGCUUUUCAAAUUCCGUGCCAAGUUUUACCCGGAGGAUGUGGCAGAAGAGCUGAUCCAGGACAUCACACAACGCCUUUUCUUCCUCCAAGUGAAGGAGGCAAUUCUGAAUGAUGACAUUUACUGCCCUCCAGAAACAGCCGUCCUUCUGGCUUCCUAUGCUGUCCAGUCAAAAUACGGAGACUUCAACAAAGAGACACACAAAUCUGGCUAUCUUGCUGGUGACAAACUGCUCCCACAGAGAGUCCUGGAGCAGCACAAGCUCAACAAGGACCAGUGGGAGGAGAGGAUCCAGGUCUGGCACGAGGAGCAUCGAGGAAUGAUUAGAGAAGAUGCUGUCUUGGAGUACCUGAAAAUUGCACAGGAUCUGGAAAUGUAUGGUGUGAAUUACUUCAACAUUAAGAACAAGAAGGGCUCUGAACUCUGGCUAGGUGUAGAUGCUCUUGGACUUAACAUUUAUGAGCAGAAUGACAGGCUAACACCAAAAAUUGGAUUCCCUUGGAGUGAGAUCAGAAAUAUCUCAUUCAAUGACAAGAAAUUUGUUAUCAAACCUAUUGACAAGAAAGCACCAGACUUUGUAUUCUAUGCCCCCCGGUUACGGAUUAACAAACGAAUCUUGGCUCUUUGCAUGGGGAACCACGAGCUCUACAUGCGCAGACGUAAACCAGAUACCAUUGAGGUGCAGCAGAUGAAAGCACAGGCGCGGGAAGAGAAGCAUCAGAAACAGAUGGAGAGAGCAUUGCUGGAGAAUGAGAAGAAGAAGAGGGAGUUGGCAGAAAAGGAGAAGGAGAAGAUUGAACGUGAGAAGGAGGAGCUAAUGGAGAGACUCAAGCAAAUUGAGGAGCAAACCAAGAAAGCUCAGCAAGAACUGGAAGAACAGACCCGCAGAGCCAUGGAGCUGGAACAGGAGAGGAAACGAGCUCAGGAGGAAGCAGAGAAACUGGCUAAAGAACGUAGAGAAGCAGAAGAGGCAAAGGAGGCCCUAUUGAAAGCAUCCCAUGAUCAACAGAAGACCCAGGAACAGCUGGCUGCUGAGAUGGCAGAACUCACAGCAAGGAUCACGCAGCUGGAGCUGGCCCGGCAGAAGAAAGAGAGCGAGGCCCAGGAGUGGCAACAGAAGGCACAGAUGGUGCAGGAGGACCUAGAAAAGACCAGAGAGGAGCUGAAGACUGCCAUGAGCACCCCUCAUGUCCCUGAACCCAUGCAUGCGGAGAACGAGCACGAUGAUGAGCACGAUGAGAACGCGGCAGAAGCCAGCGCGGAGCUGCGGUCGGAGGCCACCAUCAAGGACCGCAGCGAGGAGCAGCGGACCACUGAGGCAGAGAAGAACGAACGGGUCCAGAAACACCUGAAGGCUCUCUCCUCGGAGCUGGCAAACGCUCGGGAUGAAACCAAGAAGACGGCCAAUGAUAUGAUCCACGCUGAGAACAUGCGUCUGGGCCGAGACAAGUACAAGACCCUCCGUCAGAUUCGGCAGGGCAACACCAAGCAGCGCAUUGAUGAGUUCGAGUCCAUGUAAACUCCCCUGCACCCGCUGCCCUGCGCUCUCUUCUCCCUCUGUCCCAUCCUCUCUGUCAUUCACUCCUAAUCAUGCUGCGCUGGAACCACUACAGAAGAGUGACCAUGAUCUUAUUUAUCAAGUUUUGGGCAAAUGCUGGGUUAAGCAACAGAAGAAAGAACGGUAUUUACGUUUUCUUAAGUUGGCUUGGGAAAGCAAACGUUUAUUGGGGCAUGUCUGAAAUUGUUUGGCUUUGAGUACAGUCUCACUGCGUUUAGUUUUAUAUUGCUCGCUGCAGUGGCUGCAUUGCUGUCCUCUGCCCUGGGGUGGGGAGACCAGCAGAUGCUUUUACCGAAUUACGUAAAGUGCUAACGGUUUGACGCUGUGCCUUCCUACUAACUUGCACAAGCUUCAGUAUUAAGCUUAGUAGCCAGGGUCUGAAUCAUGUAGCUGAGAAGGGGAGGCUGGAGCUUAGGAAGAAGGGUUGGAAGUAGAAUAUGGACUUUCUUUCUAAAAGACCAAAGCUUUUGUCCUUCAAACAUAAGCAGACCAAACAAAUUCUACGGUGUUCCUGCUGGUUUUACCUUUUGUUGUCUAAUGAUGCAACUUUGAAUUUCCUAAUCACGAGGAGGCCUUUGGAAUAUUUCCACUGAUGCAGUGUGGUUUGGAGCCUCACCUUCCCUGCUCUCCAGAAGUUUUGUCUCUGGUAAAGGGCUUUGUCUGUCAUUUGUCUGACUUGAAUGUAACCAGUGAGGCAGAGAGAGCUAAAGAACACUUGCCUUCUUUUUUGGGUUUGCCAAUGGAACCCUAAAGGGGUAGAUAGACACGUGAAAGACUAAAAAUUCCUGUAGCUGUAUUCUUCCUUUGCUGAACCAGUACAUUUCUGUGAACGGGAUUUCAGGUUUUUCCCUAAGAGGCCUUUUUAGCACAUAGUCAUUGGUGCCUUAUGACUGUGUAUAGAUCUACUGUAGCUUAGAUGUCUUUAGUUUAAACUAGAUGCAAUCAAAAAGUGAUCAGCAGCUGGGGACCAAAAACUACUCUUGUAUCUGGAUCAUGUACAAGACUGCAUCUGUAUUCCUGGCGUCAGUCAGCAUUCAAGGGCAGAGGAUCCUGAGACGUUUGUCCAAUUGCUGCCUUAAUCACCAUAAGAAUUCUGCCAGAUCCCUGGCAAGUCCUUUCCUUCCGCAGAAGGUGCUUUGCCCCUUCGUAGCUUUGAUCAGAAGGCUGUGUCUCCCGAAGUGGGACGCUAGUGGUUGUGAGACUGGUCCUGAGAGCCGUUUGUACCGGUGGUUGUGAUACUCAUCACCUCCCGUCUUCCGAGCUGUCCAUGCUGCAGCUGCCCAGCGUCCCUCCUGCCGUCGCUGGGGAGGAAACAGCCCCGUUUGCUCAGGGUUGAAUUGGGUUUUGCCUUGAUUCUCCAGAGAAGGAAAUGUAACCUUCACAAGAGGCCUCUUAAAAACGGAGUCCACCUGUAGUGGAGUCCCUGUUUGCUUUGCUCUCCUGGCUUAGCCUGUCCCUAUAGGAAGUUGUCAGCCCAGCCUGUGACUUAUUUUCUUGCCUAGCCUGCUCCUAGAUCUUGUGACUUCCCAGUUUUCUGGAUUCCCCCUUUGUAUGAUGUCACUGGUAGUGAUGAUACAAGGAAAACAUCUGAAUGCUAGAGCUCGCUACUUAGUGGGAAAGGUAAAGGGGGACUGUGCCAAAAAGAAAUGCUCAUUAUAGUGUUAAUAAACGGCAGUAUUUCCCCAGGAGUUCCUUGGGCUGCUGGGAACAGCCUUACCGGUGCGGUGUUAUUUUCGGAAGCAGCAGCAGCCGGCGCGGGGGCGCGCGCGGGUCGCCCGGUCGGCGUGCUGCCGUCGGCGUCCCCGGCAGUGCCGCGGGAGCCCCGUCCCCGACACGGCGGCUGAGGGGACGUGGCGCGAGAGGCUUUUGUUGGCCAGAAACACGCACCUCGGUACUUGGAAAGUCUCAAAUGAAGGUUGCGGCGGAAUUCGUCAGAACUGAUGUGUGUGUUUCUGUACUGGUUGGCACUGGCUUUAUGUGAGUCUCGUUACUGGGGAACAGACAACUUCACACUCCGUUUUGGUGCUUUAAAGCUGGUUCUCAGCACUCCUGCUCUGUCCAUAGCAGCUAUUGAUGCAUUUGCCGUGAGAAAAGCCUUUAUUACAUUUUUAACAGUUUCCUAACAAGCUGAUGUAUGGUGCCUGGAAUAUGUGGUCAGGUUAAUAACCCAGUAAACCUUUCUGCUUUGAUGGGUCCCACAACACUGCUGAGCUCAUGUAUUAUGAUGCUGGCAUGACUUCUGUUUAUAGGGUUUUUUAAUCGUUCUAAUUCCAAAUUGUCCAAUAUAGGAAUAGAACGGCUUGUGCCAGUGAGUCCACCUAACUCUUUGUAGUUGUUUCAGCCCUGCCUUCUUAACCAGUAUUAUAUUUCAGUGGUAUCUAAUGAUAUUUGAUUUCAAUACUUCUAGCUAUGCACAAUUAGAAAAUAUUAGUCAUGGGAUGGAGGAUGUGUUUAUGGUCCUCCUUCCCUUGGAAAUGUAUACUGUAUUGUAAAGAAAUGAUAUUUUGCAAGAAAACUAAUGUAAGAAGCUUUCAGUAUUACAGUGAGAUUUGUAGACACGUUUUUUAUUUGUUAGAAUACAAUGGAUUGUUCUUCCUCUCCGUGUUCCCCUUUAAUUGGAUGACGACUCCUUCUGGGGGCGGGGAUGGAAGUUCUUCAUCUAAUGUUUGCCUGGCUUGUUUUUUGGUUUUUUUUUGUUGCUGUAAAUUAUGUUGAGGUUUUUUGACCACUCUUUUUACUGGAUUGUAAUAAAACAUCAGUUCCUUAAAGUUGUGGAGUAAUUAAUGGUCCGUGUGCUGAUCUACAGAGAGAACCCUGAUAUUAAGGCUUUCUUUUUUUCCUGUUUGGAGUUGUUAAAAUCAUGCCCUGUCCUUCCUAAAGUGCCAAUAAAGUUCAGAGAAACUCA